Rotaria sp. Silwood1 is the source of this 324-nucleotide messenger RNA. The record is from the annotation of a GenBank genome assembly. Lineage: Eukaryota; Metazoa; Rotifera; Eurotatoria; Philodinida; Philodinidae.
AUGAAUUAUUUAACAUUACAACAACAACUAUGGCAAGAUUAUUUUGAUAUCGGUAUGAACGAUGGUGUUUGGGCUCCACGAGUAUCGAAGUCAAAAGCUAAAGAACAUAAUACAUGUGUAUCAUAUGGUCAAUCAGAGAAAUUUGUUGAACAACGUCAAAAAACAAUUCAACAUCAAUUGAAUCGUACUGAACGCCAAUUACAACAACAUCUCGCUCAACUACCAGAAUGGAUAGGAAAAGUUCAACCUUCCAUUGAUUCAACAUUUCUCUCAAAUGCCAUUCAAGCAAUGAUAAAAAAUGGUCUCUAUCGCUUAAAUGCUUAA